Electrophorus electricus (electric eel) is the source of this 1630-nucleotide messenger RNA. The record is from RefSeq and is a predicted model, not a curated record. Lineage: Eukaryota; Metazoa; Chordata; Actinopteri; Gymnotiformes; Gymnotidae.
AUGAAUGUCCGGCCUCCAGCAUCUACUCUGGACAGGAGUGUGGAUACACCACUGGCGUUGUUGCCUGAUGCACCUCCUUUGGAAGAGGACACGGUCCACUGUCAGAACUGGCAGGAGACAGUGGAGCCGCACACACUCGCCUCUCUCGGCUCCCGGGAGAUCGAACGGCAGGCUGUCAUAUAUGAGCUGUUCACAACGGAAGCAUCUCACCUGCGGACUCUCAGGGUUCUCGAUCAGGUGUUCUUCCAGAAGAUGAGGAACCUUUUGACCGUCGAAGAACUUUCCUGUAUCUUCCCCAACCUGCCCCAGGUCUACAGUCUUCAUGCGAAUCUGUGUGAGUCCAUGAAGAGGCUGAGGGACUCUCCUAUAGUUCAAGGCAUAGGAGACAUCAUGGUGUCUAGAUUUGAAGACGCUGCAGGAGAGGAGUUCCAGGAGCAGGUGUCUCACCUGUGCAGUCAGCAGAGUCAGGCACUGGAGCUCAUUAAAAAUAAACGCAAAGACCCGCGUUUCGCGCACCUUAUACAGGAAUGUGAAGCCAGCCCUCACUGCCGCCGACUACAGUUAAAGGACCUUCUAGUGUCUGAGAUGCAGAGACUCACCAAAUACCCCUUGCUGCUGGAUAACAUCAUCAGACACACAGAAGCUGGUUCUCCAGACCUGCAGCCAUUGCUGAGGGCACAGGCGUGCUGCCGUGGGAUACUACGAGCUGUCAAUGAGGUCGUCAGGGAGACGGAGCACCGGCGACAGCUCAGCCGUUAUCAGCGCAGGCUAGACUUGUCCCCUCUGGAGAGGCAGGCCAGUCCUGUCGCUGCUCAGUUCAAGAAUCUGGACCUGACCACUAAAAAACUGAUCCACGAAGGACCGUUGACUUGGAAAGUUAACAAAGAUAAAGCUAUAGACAUUCAUGCUCUGCUUCUCUCAGACAUGUUGGUGCUACUCCAAAGGGGUUCAGGUGACCGUUUGAUCUUGCGAUGUCCAGCGCGCUCACUGGGUGGGGUUUGGGGUAGGAACACGGACCUCAAAACCCCCUUUUGCCCCGUUGUUCGCUUGGAUUCAUCUCUUGUCAGAUCUGUGGCUACAGAUAACAAGGCCUUGUAUGUGAUCAGUACAUCAGAGAGACAGAUAUACGAGCUGGUGGCUGGGACUUCCUCUGAGAAAAACACAUGGAAGAACCUGUUAGAAAAGACCAUCUCCUCGGCCUCUGGAGGCAGUGAAGCCACCAAGCAAGGAUCAACAGCUAUCCCAACUGACCAAUCAGAAGCCUACAUGCAUACUGGUGGGCAGGGUUAUGUGGGAGGACGAGCUAAAAUGGCUGAUGCUGCUCUUCAAGAUGUCAGGACACUAAGACUGUUGAUCCUUGGAUCCUUGGAUCCUUUAGAGGCUGCCAGUCAGAAGCAGAAAGUGACAUCAUUGUCCUCACAGCAAGAAGGGCAGGAGAUGCCUUGCCAGUCACCAAAAGGCCGUUCACACCUGGAGAUGCUGAGGCAUGAAACGAGGCCCUGCCAAUCACGAGCAAGCAUACGGCAGCGCAUGAUAAAAAAUGUGGAUGGAAUCUUUCAAAGAAUGGAGGGACUGAUGAAAAAGCUGCAUCAGCUUAGGGAGAUUGAAGCACUGUAGACUGCUCACAAUG